Messenger RNA from Mytilinidion resinicola, 682 nucleotides. RefSeq lists its product as uncharacterized. The transcript is spliced from 5 exons. Bases 21 to 506 code for a protein of 161 amino acids. Gene Ontology annotation, molecular function: oxidoreductase activity. NCBI's taxonomy places the organism in Eukaryota, Fungi, Ascomycota, Dothideomycetes, Mytilinidiales, Mytilinidiaceae. The record is from RefSeq and is a predicted model, not a curated record.
CAUGUCACUGCUCACUCAACAUGGUCCACAAAAAGAUUGACCACCAGUUCGCUUUUAAAGAAUUAGAAUAUGAGACAGAAGAGAACUAUCAACCAUGCAUCAAGCUUUCUUUCUUCUUCAGCAAGCUUCCACACGUCUCAUAUGAGCACUUUCACAAACACUACGCUCAUGUACAUGCCGACUUGACCGUAGCCUCAAAGAAUUUCAACGUGUGCAAAAUUCAAAGAUAUGUACAGACGCAUCAAACGCCCGAGAUGAAAGAAAAGGUCAAGUCACUAGGAAUGGACCUACUUGACUACGACGGAUGCUCUCAGAUAUGGGUCAAGUCGUGGGAUGAUUGGGAGAAGUUCUUCACAAGUCCAGAGUACGCCGCAGCCUUGGGCCCUGACUGUGCUAACUUCAUGGACACCUCGAAUGGAAUCAAGGUUAUGGCCGGGACCGAUCUCAUCGUGUUCGGGAAAGCUAUUCCUGACUGUGAUGCCAAGGAUGGACUCGCUAGCACUUGAACGACGUUGAUCCUUCAGAACACUGUUAUCAUCAGCGAUGAUAAACCCAACCAGCUGGCCUUGCCUUGGACAAGUAGAUCUAAUGAACCACUUCAUAUUGAGUCCAACCUUUAGGGCGUUGCUCAUCCCUCAAAACUGGAGAACCGUAUCUCAAUUUAAGACAAGAAUUGCAAGCG